Effrenium voratum is the source of this 856-nucleotide messenger RNA. The record is from the annotation of a GenBank genome assembly. NCBI's taxonomy places the organism in Eukaryota, Dinophyceae, Suessiales, Symbiodiniaceae.
CUCACAGAGCCGGGCUCGAGCCAGCCCCGCGCUGCCGCCAAAGCCCUCACACCCAGCAUGCCCCUGCCCCCCUUGGCGGCCGAAAUGGCAGCGGGGCGAGCGCUCGAGAUCGAGGAGGAGUCUGUAAGACCGCCGCCGAAGCCGAAGUCGCAGCUGCUGGCGUCGUUGUCGACGUCCACGCCGCUGCAGAUGGCCAUGGACCCCUUCGAGGAUGGCAACGUGGUGGUUCAGAACGCCUUCUGCUUCUGUUUCGAGGGCUGCAUCCCGGAGAUGAACACCGGCGGCUGCGCGUGCCGGCAGGUGCUGCUUUGCUGCGAGAUGGACUGCUGCCUGAAGCAAAACACCAUGAUGCUGGACUGGGGCUUUUGGAACGUCAGGUUCCAAACCAAGAGCUUGGUGAAGUCACAGAUGCAGUGCUGCUGCUGUGUGUCCGGCUUUGCUUUGCCUCCGGACGAGCAGGUGCCCCUCAUGUGCGUGAUGUGCUGGGUGGACCUCUUCCCCAAGUUCGGGGCCGUCAUGCGCAUCUCGGACCUGCGGCAGAAGGAGAAGCCGCUCGAGCCGGAGGAGCUAAACGAAGUGGAGCCAAUCGAGCUGCCAACGGUGAUGGAGCCGCCGACGCCGAAGGUGAUGGAGGUGGAGCCGCUGGAGAAAGAGACGCGCAUGUGAGCGGGAAUCCCUUCAAAAAGGGUGCCCGCCAAGAAGCCAAUUUAAUGCCACUGAUGAAUGAAAGUGUGAAGGCAGCGGACCCGGCGGUGACGGUCCUUCACCUGCCCUGCGGACGUUUCAAUAAAGAUCAAUAAAGGCACAUUUGUUGUUGCAGAUGCAAGGUCGCGUGGUCGCUUGGGAGUAAACAAAC